AAAAAAACAGAUACCUUUCUGUCCUUCACAGUUCACACUCGAGUUGUCCCAUUUUUGAUGUUAAUCUGUGUUUGGAUUCAUUUGGGUAUGUACCUUGUCUGUUUCAUCAUUUGAAUUGAGUUUUUGCUUCUUCACUUGUUCCCUUCCAUACAUAUAGUUUUGAAUUUGAUACUGAUAGAUAGAUUAUGUGCAAAUCAAUCUAACCUAGCAUGUAUUAGUAGGCCUUGUGUGAUUUGAUUUGAUGUGAGUAGUUUCUGUUCUUAUGUACAUGUUGGAUUUUCCGAAUUAGUUCAUGUUCGGAAAUCUUUCUACAAUUGAUUCUGAAGUCAAAAUCAAUUAUGAGGAGAAACUUAUGCGAGUAGCUUCUUGGUGACGGAAUUGAUUCUGAGAAAAGAGAAGCUGACAGAAUUAAGUUUGAUGUUUGUUGUGUAUUAAGGCAACUAUCCAUGAAUGAGUCUUGUGUGAUCUUUUUGCUGUUUUGAGAUGGAGGAUGGUGAUGAACAAGAGCUAUAUGAUCAUGAUGUUUCUCUGUCUUCAUGGAUUAAAGAGCAAUUAGAUUAAUUAGGACGAUGAAGAUUAGAGAGGAGACGGGUAUAAAGCCAACUCUGCUGAAAUUUGGUUUUGCUUUGGCUCUUUCAUUUGCUGGAUUUCUCUUCUCACGCCUCAGAAUUCGACGAAUCAAGCCUCCUCCUAAGUCACCUACUGGGCAUGCUUCAGCUCAUGGGAAUGAAGUUAAUUUAGGAGAAGCAUUAAGCACUUGCAACACUGUCUCGGAGGAAAAAUUUCUAUAUGCUCAGGAAGAAACAUGCAUCAGUGGGGGGACAAGUGACAAUUCUCCUAGAAGUAAUCAAAAUGGAGCUAAAGAAGAGUUCUUGCUUCCUGAAUUUAAUGAUCUUGUUAAUGAAGUAGACUUUGGAGCCACUAUUGUUGGAAAUUCUUUUAAAAAAGCUAUAGAAUUACCAAGGUUACAAGUAGGAUCAGGUCCCGAGAAGGAUGAUUAUGAGCAAGAGGCAAGUCAACUCAGGAACAUGAUUAGAAUGCUUCAAGACAGAGAACAAAGUCUUGAGGUCCAACUUCUUGAGUACUGCGGUCUUAGAGAGCAAGAAGCAGCUGUGGCAGAGCUCCAAAAUAGAUUGAAGAUAAGUAAUAUGGAGGUAAAGAUGUUCAAUCUGAAGGUAAAGAUGUUACAGUCUGAGAAUUGCAGGUUAAAGGAACAGGUUGCUGAUCAUGCAAAGGUUCUGGCUGAGCUCGAGACUGCGAAAGCGAAAGUCGAACUUCUCAAUACGAAAAUUAGGCAUGAAGCUAAACAGAAUAGGGAGCAUAUCAGAACUCUUCAAAAAAGAGUCGCCGAGUUGCGAGACCAAGAAUGCAAAGAUGUUACUUUUGAUCAAGAUAUUCAAAUAAAGCUGCAAAGGCUAAAGGGUCUUGAAUCUGAAGUGGAAGAGUUGAGAAAAACUAAUUUAGAAUUGCAGAUGGAAAAUUCUGACUUAGCUUGUAGAUUGGAUUCUACCCAAGUCCUUGCAAAUGCUGUUGUUCUAGAAGACAAUGAGGAAAAUGCUUCGGUGCAAGAAAGGGACCGUCUUAGACAAGAAAACAAGCGCUUGGUGAGGGAAAUUGAGCAACUACAAUGUGAUCGAUGUUCAGACCUUGAAGAAUUAGUGUACUUGCGGUGGGUAAAUGCAUGCUUAAGAUAUGAACUGCGAAAUUACCAGCCCCAACCCGGUAAAACAGUUGCAAAGGACUUAAGUAAGAGCUUAAGCCCCACUUCCGAGAAGAAAGCUAAGCAGCUUAUACUUGAAUAUGCAAAUAAUACUGAUGGACAAGGGGGGAUUGUGGACUUUGAUUUAGACCAAUGGUCCUCCUCACAGGCUUCUUUUCUGACCGACUCCGAAGAGAUCAGUGAUGAGUUUUCUUCUGCUGAUAAUUCAUCUGCUGUCAAAGCUAGCCCCACAAGCCAGAUCAAAAUUUUUAGCAAGCUUAGGAGACUGUUACUAGGAAAAGAUAAUAAUCAUCAGCAUAGACAUAUUUCAUCAGGAUAUCGAGAAGACACAAAUUCUCCGCGGCCGAGUAAAUCAACCAGAAAUGAGGGUAGAACUUCCUUUGAUUUCUCCAGGUCGACGAGUAUGAAGGAAGGGGGUAGGAGAUACUCAGGUAGCAUGGUCAUGGGAUUGGGAAGCUCAAAUAACUUGAGAAAUGAAGGUUCCUUAUCAUAUUCCUUAGACACAGAAAAAUCUGAUAUAGAGAAAUUUGCAGAAGCUUUAAAAGAUUCUAGUGUGGGUGCUAAACAUCAAAGGCGUAGAAGAGCAGCAUCAUACAGUUAGUGUGUUUUAAAUCAUUAUCAGCAUGCAAAGAUUUUCCCAUUUUUUUUACUGUGAAUACUAUGUAUUAGAAGCUUAGCAUGUAUAUUACUAAAAGCUGUUAAUUCCAGUUCAGACACAACCUGUGUUAAUCAUUGGGAAGCAUUAGUAUAUCAGUAAUAGUAUUUUAGCUCA
Molecule: messenger RNA, 2492 nt
Organism: Lotus japonicus
Lineage: Eukaryota; Viridiplantae; Streptophyta; Magnoliopsida; Fabales; Fabaceae
Product: protein CHUP1, chloroplastic-like
Exons: 4
Coding region: 570-2321 (583 amino acids)
Biological process (GO): chloroplast organization
Cellular component (GO): chloroplast outer membrane
Source: RefSeq, a predicted model, not a curated record